AUGCCAGAAUUUCACACGGAAGCGGCUCCGGCGCCGUCCAGUGGUACGGACGACGAGGGAUCACUCUUCCCACCCGUUAGCCGGGAUCACAUCCUCUACUGCUCCUACGACUACUGGUUUCCAAAAUACCGCAAAGUAUGCAUCAAGUCGCGCCUGAUCGAACUGCCGGCGGCGGCUAUCGAGUACCUCCGCGAAGACGGCAUUGUGCUGAGCGACGAGAGCAACGGCAGUGGUGAAGACGACGAUGAUGACUGGGAGCCGUCUAACCCGACCAUGAAGCACUACCCGUCGGCGGACGAGACCAAGUACCAGGGCCUACAAGACGACGACAGCUCCGACGAGGAUGAGAAUGCGCCGGCGACGAUCCGACUGCCACCGAACAAGCGCUUCCCCGAAGUGCACCAGAGGAUCAAGGACGAGAUAGCAGCACUCGGCGGCUCGGUGGCACCCAAGCUGAACUGGUCGUCGCCCAAGGAUGCCACUUGGCUGAUGGCUGAGAAGAACACGAUGCAGUGCCGGACGCCCGACGACGUGUAUUUGCUGCUGAAGAGCUCCAACUUUAUCACGCACGAUCUCGAGCACGCCUUUGACGGCUGCAUCCCGGCGAGUGCACCGAUGGCCCCAUCUUCUACCUCUGCUCCGGCGACCGACAGCAGCCUAGGCUUCCAGCCGGUGCUGGUGCUGCGAUCCUCCUUUAACAUGCACACAGCCCUCGAGUUCCGCUGUUUUGUCAAGCACCGCAAUCUCGUGGCCAUCACGCCACGCGACCUCAAAUACUAUCCCUACCUGAAGGGCUUGCGCAACAGCAUCAUCGAGCGGGCCAAGACGCUCUUCCACAGCAAGCUGCAGUUCACCUUCCCCUCCGGCAGCUUCUCGUUUGACAUUUACAUGCCGGAGCGCGACGGCUUCGACGUGGGCGACAACGAGGCCCGCGGCGGAGACGCCGGCGGACGUCUCUCGUGGGCGCGUCUGAUCGAUAUCAACCCAUGGGCGCCCCGGACGGACACGCUGCUCUUCUCGUGGCGCGAACUUCUCGACCUCAAGAUCCCCAAGCCCUUUCUCGGGAUCGUAGGCGAAAGCGGGGUGCCGGACGAGGCGGAAACGGCGAGCCAAGGCGAUGAGACCGACGAAGACGAAGAAGAGGAGAGCGGGAAUGACACCGAAGACUACGAGCCGGAGCUCCGUCUGGUCGAGAAGGAUGACCCGGCCGCCAUGAACUUUAGUUCAGCGCCCUACUCGGCGCACAAGCUGCCCAAGGAGGUAGUCGAUGCCAGCAUGGCGGGCGAAGGAGGCCUGCGGAAGUUUGCCCAAGAAUGGCAGGAGAUUGUAGAGCGCCGAGAAGGACGGUGA
Grosmannia clavigera kw1407 is the source of this 1350-nucleotide messenger RNA. Its product is annotated as cell cycle control protein cdc123. The transcript is spliced from 2 exons. NCBI's taxonomy places the organism in Eukaryota, Fungi, Ascomycota, Sordariomycetes, Ophiostomatales, Ophiostomataceae. Gene Ontology annotation, cellular component: cytoplasm. The coding region runs from base 1 to 1350 and encodes 449 amino acids. The record is from RefSeq and is a predicted model, not a curated record.